AUACAAGAUGUCCGAGAAGUUAUCACUAGGGCAGCGGGUGAAGGUGGUGGGUAAGGACGUGAAGGGCUCCGUGGCGUACGUGGGGCACCCCACCUUCGCCACCGGCAAGUGGAUCGGGGUCAUACUGGACGAGCCCAAGGGAAAGAACAACGGGACCAUCCGGGGACAUGCCUACUUUACUUGCGACGAGAACUAUGGCGUGUUCGUCCGUCAGACUCAGAUCCAGCUCCUGGACGGCGAACACAACCCCAUGGAGACCUCCACGACCUCGGUAGACGAGCCCCGCGCCCCGCCCGCCGCCAACCGCCGGCUCAGCAGUAUCACAGUGGCCCAGCGCUCUAGACCCACCACGGUGCGUCGCAAGACGGCGCCGGCGGCGAAGGGCACGCUGUCGAUGUCGAGUUCACGAACGUCACUGGCGAGCAGUCGGCAGUCGUUGACGUCAUACGCUUCACCGACGGCUGAACGAGCCGCAUCGCCGGAUCAGGCGGCGAAGCGAGCUUCAUUUGUCGAGACCGGAUUCGUGGAGACUCUUACGCAACAGUACACACCGGGACAGAGUAUGACGUCACCCGCGCCCACGCCGCACGCAGAGGACCGGUUGGCCAACCUGCAAGCGCAACAAGAGAUAACCCAACUCAAAUCAGAAGUCGAAGACCUAAAGGAAAAACUCGAAACCCUCCGCGUGAAGCGAGCCGAGGACCGAGAGCGCCUGCGCGAGUUAGAGCGAGUGCGACUACAGUUAGAGCAGGCCAACGAGUUCAAAGCGCGCAUCAUGGAGUCGCAGGCGCAGCUGCAGAGGGACUUGCAGAGAGCGAAGCAGGAGGUUCGCGAGGCCCAGGAGGCCCUGGACACCCACAACGAUGAGACCGCCGAGCUGCAGGAGGCGGCCGAGAUGGCGGCGCUCGACAAGGAAAUGGCCGAAGAGCGCGCCGAGGCACUUCAACUAGAGCUGGAGUCCUGCCGCGAGAAGUUGGAGGAGGCAACCUUGGACCUGCAACUCAUGCGCGCUGAAAUGGAGGCUUCGGGGAACACCCAGCACCCGUACGCAGCGACGGAAGACCGCGCGGCCACCGGCUACGAGAUGCGGCAGCUGCAGCAGCAGAACUCUCGGCUGCGAGAGACCUUGGUGCGGCUGCGGGACCUCAGCGCGCACGACAAGCAUUCCAUGCAGAAGAUGAACAAGGACAUAGAACAAUACAGAUCCGAGAUAGCGGAACUGUCUCGCACCAAAGAGAAGCUGUCCACCAGGGUCGAGGAGUUGGAAGCCCAGGUCGCAGACUUACGAGAACAGGUGGAUGCAGCACUUGGGGCUGAGGAGAUGGUGGAACAGCUAGCUGAGAAGAAGAUGGCGUUGGAAGACCAGGUGGAACAACUGAAACAAGACGUGGCUGAACUGGAAGCUCUCCAAGAAGUCCACGAGCAGCUGGUGGAGUCCAACCGAGAGCUGGAGCAGGACCUGCGCGAGGAGCUGGAGAUGGCCCAGAGCGCCACUAGAGAGGUGGUGCGCGAACGCGAGGCCGCGUUCGAAACCAUCAUGGAUCGCGACUCCACCAUUCUGAAGUUCAGGGAGCUGGUGCAGAAGAUGACUGAACAGUACAAUGAGAUACGGAACCAGCUGGAGUCUAAACAAGGUUCCCCAGCCCCGUCCGAGCAGGAGACUCCCGAGCCGUCCCGCUCGCCGCCUGUUGAACUCGGCGCGCUGGCGCAGCUGUCCCGCGCCUGCACGCGCUCCGUGGACCUGCAGCUGCGCGCGCUGGAGCUGGCGCAGGCGCGCGCACGCGCAGACAUGCUGGCCGCCUGUCUGCCCGACCACUUCAUGCAACCGGCGGGUGACCACGACGCCAUUUUGUUAAUCCUGCUGUUGCAACGGCUCACCACCAAAGCGGACAUCAUUCUGGGACAGAUCAGGGAACGGUUCCCUGCUGUCAACGUGUGGGACAGAGAGGCGGUGACAAAGACGCACACAGCGGUGCAGUACAGCUUCCGAUGCCAACUAGAAUACCAGCUCCACAUGAUACAGUGUAUAGUAUCGAUGUGGGUGUGGACCCUGGACUCGUGCAAGCCUGAGCUGCUCCUGAAGGCCGCCAGCGCCCUACCGGACGCUACUCAACAGGAGAAAGCGUUGGACGGCGCCUUGCAGCUGCUUAAAACCAAUGAGUUGGACGAAAACGUGGGACUAGACGGUAUCGAGCGCUGCUGGACCUACCUGUCCGCCAUGUGGUCAGCCCUCGGCCUCUCGGCCCUGGAGCCGGAGUAUCCCCGCGAGGCCGUCGCGCACGCAUGCUGCGCGCUCGACGCGCUCGCCAGGGCGCUACACGCCGACGCCAGCGCCCUACAACAGACGUUACUGCAAGCGGAGCACGGGCUGGAGUUAGGGCAGCUCCACACGCACAUGAUCACGACGGCGAGCGCGCUGCAGCAAGCGUUGAAGAGCGCCCGCCGCCGCUUACCCCCCGCACCUCAGGCGCCAGUGCCGCUGCCAGUUCAGCUAAUCGAGAAGCUGCGAACAGAGGCGGCGGCGACGCUGUCUCGCUGCGCGCGCGCAUCGUGGCUGGCUGCGCGCGCGGCGUGCGCGUGCGCCGCCACGGCGGGCGAGCGCGGCGACGGCGCGCCGCUGCAGCACGCCGUGCUGCUCAACGUGUGGGCGCAGGCCACCAACAAGACUUACCAACAGGACGACCACGGGCCAGUGCGCACGAUCAAACACGCCCUAGCGGCCGUUAGCGCUGACGUCACCAAACUGGCAACCAUGGCCGCCGAGAAGGAGUAUGACAUGAUGUCACUUACUAACGUAGCCGAUAAGCCGACUCCGCCCGUGGUGCUGCGCGCGCAGCUCGUCAAGAAGCAGCUAGAAGAGACCAAGACCUUGACCAUCAAGCUGGAGAACAAGGAGGCCGACAUUAAGGAACUCAGGAAGGCGCUCAAGGCAAAGCAAGAGGAACUAUCCGAGAUGCAGAUCCGGCGCGAGCUCGGCGAACGUAAGCUGACGUCGGCGGCGCGCGACGCGGAGUUGAAGGCCGAGCAGCUAGCUCGCAAACUCGACGACGCCAACAACCAACUUAAACGGAAAGAGAAAGAGUUCGAAGAGACGAUGGAUCAUUUACAACAAGAUAUCGACUCGCUGGAACACGAGCGCGGCGCGCUCAGAGACAAACUCAAACUGUACGCCAAGCGAGGCGGACAACACCACGCGGUGGCGUUGCCGGCGAUCGUCCCCAGAGACUACUCACAAGAGGCUCCGGUAAGGGUGGCGCCGGGCGUGGCACCCGGGGAGGUCAACGAAGCCCUACAGCAACAGCUGAAGGUGCUGAGCUGGUGA
This is a messenger RNA of Cydia amplana, 3322 nucleotides long. RefSeq names its product dynactin subunit 1 (gene DCTN1-p150). NCBI's taxonomy places the organism in Eukaryota, Metazoa, Arthropoda, Insecta, Lepidoptera, Tortricidae. The record is from RefSeq and is a predicted model, not a curated record. Gene Ontology annotation, cellular component: kinetochore; microtubule plus-end; axon. Gene Ontology annotation, biological process: establishment of mitotic spindle orientation; nuclear migration; cytoplasmic microtubule organization. The transcript has 26 exons. Gene Ontology annotation, molecular function: microtubule plus-end binding. Bases 8 to 3322 code for a protein of 1104 amino acids.